This is a messenger RNA of Darwinula stevensoni, 1419 nucleotides long. The record is from the annotation of a GenBank genome assembly. Lineage: Eukaryota; Metazoa; Arthropoda; Ostracoda; Podocopida; Darwinulidae.
AUGCCGUCUGUUCGCAUGAGGAUGGACACUGCACCUGCAAACCAGGUUCAGCAUUCUGGCUGGACAGCUCAGCUCUGCGACCUGCCCUGUUCUGCUGGCCGUUAUGGUAUCAACUGCCAAGAGGUCUGCCCGUGCCACAACGAGGCCUCAUGCAAUCACAUCACAGGUGAAUGCACCUGUGGUCCUGGAUUCAUGGGUCUCCUGUGUGAGGACUCCUGCGAGAAUAUGACAUUCGGACUCAAUUGUUCAGAAAAGUGCGAAUGCGAGCUGAACUUCACAGAAAUGUGUGAUCCAAGAACGGGUUCCUGCAUUUGUCGACCAGGCUUUCAUGGUGUGAAGUGUGAACGACGUAGCGGAAGAGCCUUACUAGGAGAGAAGUGCAGCAAGCAACGCAAAUGCGAGGACGUCUCGAUCUGCCAUCCUGAAAAAGAGAUUUGCGUCUGCAUGAGUGGAUGGACGGGGUCGGACUGCGACCGACCCUGUCCCCCUGGUUCUCACGGAUUGGGUUGCGAGAGAAGUUGUUCGGACGGCUUUCAUGCGACUGGAACGUGUCAUCACGUCACGGGCCAAUACACGUGUGAACCCGGUUACACCGGCUGGAGUUGUAAUGAGACCUGUCCAAAAGGUCUCUAUGGGGACCAAUGCAAUCAAAGUUGCACGUGCAAGAACGAUGGUAUUUGUCAUCACAUCACCGGUAAUUGUACUUGCCUGUCCGGCUGGAGAGGUGAAAUGUGCGAAGAGCCUUGUCCCGAAGGAACUUUUGGUCUCGAUUGCCAACAGAAUUGUACUUGUCUGAACGGUGACCGGUGCAACGCCACGGAUGGUCGAUGCAAGUGCCUUCCUGGAUGGAUGGGGACUCACUGUGAAGCAAGUUGCCCGAUGGGAUAUUUUGGAGAUGGAUGCUCCCAGGAAUGUCGGUGCCCCGGUCAGAACUUCCGCUGCGAUCCGAAAAUAGGUUGCGUGUGCCGUGCAGGAUACGCAGGCAAGGACUGUGAGACAACUUCUUCCUUCGUGGGGAUGGAGAAACAGGGGAAACAAGUAUUAUUCGGUAUCGUCGGGACACUUCUUCUCACUCUCCUAUUCUCCGGAAUUAUAAUGCGCAUCAGACAGAGUCCUUGCAACUUGAAGCAUGAAGUUCGGAGAUUGCAGAUCCCUGACUCUCCGUCUCCAAGCGAGUGCCAAAAAAUUGAACUGAAGACUGAAGAGGCCGACCGAACGAAUCCAUUUUCCAUAGAUUUGAAGGCGGACACGAAAGACGCCGAGAACUCCUCGGAGCUUAUCGCUGUCUCUGACCGACUAGAUGCAGGGGUGCACGACGAAGACAUACGUGCAGGCAUGAGCUCCGUGAAGACCACGUCGACGUCCGCUCCUAUCCCUCUGGACCAUUUCUUCCGAGCUGUUCCGAUACUAUCCAAAUAG